Cucurbita pepo subsp. pepo (vegetable marrow) is the source of this 369-nucleotide messenger RNA. RefSeq lists its product as uncharacterized. The record is from RefSeq and is a predicted model, not a curated record. NCBI's taxonomy places the organism in Eukaryota, Viridiplantae, Streptophyta, Magnoliopsida, Cucurbitales, Cucurbitaceae.
AUGACAAGGAAAUCCAGCAAACGGGUCAGCUUCAGUCCUGAUGUGAAUGAUAACCCAACAGUCGUGCUCAAACACGGCGGCGGUGAAGACGGCGCUGGAACUUUGAGCUUCGGCCUGAGCAGAGACACAAGGCACUUGCCGGUGGGAUUUCUACAGAGUUUCAAGGCCAGAGUAAGUGAAGCCAUUCGCUUUGUAUCCACCAAAAAAUCUUCACGAAAGGUUUCUUCAGCCGCCACUUUUACAAGGUCAAGAUCGGUUUCGGAUUCCAUGGAGUCGCAUCGUGCUGAAGCAAUCGAAGAUUGCAUCGAAUUCUUAAACCACUCUUCAUCUUUGUCCAGAUUAAAUUCAGUCUCUGGGAGUACUUACUGA